UAUUCAAGGAAACAGUGCGCGAACAAGGAGAUAGUAUGUGUAUGGGAGACGCCAAGUUGCUUACUCACCACAGUCGAUUGGAAGGGAUUGUUGUCUCUGGUAAAUCAUCAGCAGAGAGUGAUCAACUGGUGCGAUGCGAGCGUCUUUAGAGAGAAGUGUAGGUCCGGACAUGGAUUUAUAGACAAUGCAGGUGGUGACUGACUGUUUGGGAAUAAGACACUGAAAAUUCCGUAUUUGCAAUCGUUUCUCUGAGAAUGCACUGGACAACCAACAGAUAAAGAUGGGCUGUGCGUUCUCAAAAGCCUACGAGAACAAUCCAAGAAUAUUUCACGUGUGGAAUGUGGAUAGUGAUGGCCGUCAUCUGAAACCUGGAAAAAUAGAAGUUACAGACACGCAAUUGAUUCUUUACCAGAAAACAAACAUUGUAGUGAGAUGGCCUUUGACAAGCUUGCGUCGGUAUGGUUUCGAUUCAGAAGUGUUUUCUUUCGAGUGCGGUAGAAGGUGCACCACUGGGGCAGGAGUGUACGCCUUCAAAUGCAGAAGAGCCCAGGCUUUGUUCAGCAUCUUGCAAGAAUCCAUCAACAAUAGCAGUAGUAAUGCCGCCUCUAACACUUACGCGGAGGAACAAACUUCUACAGCCGUAACAAACACCAACGCCGAAUCGGUGAACCCCAUACAUUCCACAUCUCCAGCAGUUCAGAAUGGCCACAUUCUCAACAUGAUACCGACUAGUCCAACAGUGGAUGCCUUCGGGUAUCUGCAACCAAAUCCAGCAAAUAAUUUCGUUCAUUUUCAACCUCCUACUCCAGCUCCAAGACACAACAGCACUGCUGGCUCUCCGGGUGGAUAUAUAUGCAUCCAAGGAACUAGCAGCGUAAGUCCGCCAGAGGGUAUGACAACAGAAUGGCCUUCCAUGCCUUCGAACCUACCUAGCUGCUGUAGUCUGGGGACUUGCGGAGGAAGAUCUAUAUCUGCCUCUCCUUCAGCUCAUCAUUAUGUAAAUAAUGAGGUCAUUGAGCAGGGUGCGAGUUGUUCAAAUACCAUGUGCAUUAUGAACAAGUACGUCAAUCACUCUGUGAUUGCAGCAGAUUUGACACAUCGAUGCUGUCCAGUCACAAGAUGUUGCGUAGAACAUAACAACAAAAGCACGUACGUGAACAGUGCAAUGGUCACUCUGAGCACAGGUCACCUGCCUUGCUCUGGAGGGAUUUGUCCAAUGGACUGUGCCCAUUGUUUGGAUUUGAAUACCAACUAUGCAAAGUUAGAUGACCUUCUAAAGCAGGAACAGUCGGCAAAAAAACACAAAGAACAUUACUACGUUAACGUUAAAACUGAUGCUACUGCACAUUCUAGUUCCACCAGUAGCAAAUGUGUGUCUGGUAGGUCCAGUCCUAUAGAAGCUCUCAGCAGGUGUGGCACUCUGACCACCCCAACUAGUCCAAACUCUACCCAAGUGCUCAAGUCACACUGUUACGCCAAUCUGGGCUCUCCUACUACCUCUGAGACCGCGAGUUCCAAAGAACAGAUCGAGCUAACUUAUGCGGUACUGGACUUGUACCAGUCUGAUUCGAGCAAUAAUAAUGUUGCAUCGCCAGUUUCCACUCAGAAUAGCCUUCAUUCACUUGCUAGUUCUCCUGUUAAAUCGCCAGAGGGUUACGCCCAAAUUGAUUUUGAUAAAACUGUGGCGCUGUCGAAUUCUGCUAAUCCAUGUGCAGCUUUCAACGACGAUAGUAUGAGAAAGACUAGGCAUAACGCUGUUACACCCGGUGCGAGUAUGACUGUGUAAAAAUGGAACACGAUUCUUUUAUAGAGUAUUUUCGAUUUAUGGUGCUUUGAGAUGAAACCUGUAUUGUUCAAAGCAGAUAGUAAAAUACAUCAAUGUAUUGUAUCUUGAACAAAGCGAUGGAUCUCUAUUGUCCAAUGUCUGUCGGAUGGAAUUGUUGCCAAAGACAAUUUUAAAGUAUUCUUCUACGGAAAUUCGAUAAGACAAAACGAAAAUCUUGCUUUUUCAGGGAUAAGGGAUUUAUUAAAUCUUAUGAAAUUCCACAGUCACUGGUAGAACGUCCAGUUUUUAAUACUUUUGUUAAUAUUAAGUGGAUAAGAAAGUUCAAGUCGAGUAUUUUAUAUCGUUUGAAGCGGGAAGAUAAUGAUUGUUUUAAGUGUGUAUCGCGUGUGAUUUUGUAAUAUAUUCAUUACUGUCAUACAUAUUUUUCAAAAUAUUCGAACUGUAGGAUUUUUUUCCCGAUUAUUUUGUACAUUGAAGUAACUUUACAUUUGUAUAUUUCAUUUCCAAACUUGUAAAUAUAACAUAUUUUUCAUCUAUCACUUCAUUAAAGUAUAAAUAUGUUUUCAUUUUCUCUACUAUUAAAAUGCUAAUCUAUGAAAGUAUGUCUCUGAUAAUUUAUCUUAAGUUGCCGUAAACAUAAUUUAUUAUAAAUAAAAAAUUAUGAUAAACUUAUGAUGAUUAUAUUAUACAUUAUGUCCCAGUUUUUUUAUUUGCAAUAUUGCAUUAAUGAAUCGUCAAUCGGUAGCUUUUCAAAAUUCCUAAAACUACAACAAUAUUCGUGCCAUAUUUAUUAGCUUAGUUAGCUUUUCGAUGCUGUUUCUAUUAUUUAAAUAUAUCUUUCUUUCUUAAAUAUUUUUCCUAAUUUUACGUAUUUAAUUUCAAAUCAAUUCCAUUUAAUGAAAUUAUAUUCAAUAAAAAUAAUUAUGGAACAUUUUUGCAAAUUUAAAUUUUAUAUCAGCAAUUCUUAAUCUUUCAGUUAAAAUAUGUUGUCAGACUGAAAUUUUUCAAUAAACCAACAUUAUAUCUAGUUAUUUAAAAAUAAUUAAUAUCAAAAUAUGGCAUGAAAAUGUUCUGACAUAUUUUCAUAGGUUUUGUAUUAGUGCUUUAAAAGUAUAUUACAAAAUGUUUGUUUCCUGUAUAAGAAAAUUUUGGAUGCGUUUUAAGAACUGCUUAUUUUUAUAUAUUUUCUGAUUUAUUACGUGAUUUAAAAUUAGAUAAAAGUUGCAAUAAUUUCUAUAAUUGUUAUACAGAAUUCCAGUCAUACUUCUCUUGUACAGAUUUGUCUAUAUAUUUUUUGUCAAAGAAUUCCAGAAUGUUAUCGGAAACUAGAAUUGGAUGUUUUACAACUAAAGUAGCGCGCUAUUUAGAUUGAUUCUGUCUAUUUUUAAAAGUUGCUUUACUGAUUCCCAAGUGUUAUAAUGUGAAUGAAUUUGUUGUACUACUUUCCAUGAACUUUCUUGUAUUGACUUCUCUAAUGAACAUGAUGAACUAGAAUUGUACAAAUAUUUCGAAGCUUUGUACAAAUAUAAAUGGCUUUUAACUCUCGUGCUUCCUUAUUUCAGUGAAGGUCAUUUGCUUGACAUUUAUUGUAGUGCCUUGUGUUAAGUUUUCAUUUUAUUUUGCACAAAUAAAGUAAGUAUCUUUAAA
This is a messenger RNA of Argiope bruennichi, 3433 nucleotides long. RefSeq lists its product as uncharacterized. Gene Ontology annotation, cellular component: cytoplasm. The transcript is spliced from 3 exons. Gene Ontology annotation, biological process: cell surface receptor protein tyrosine kinase signaling pathway. Bases 281 to 1786 code for a protein of 501 amino acids. NCBI's taxonomy places the organism in Eukaryota, Metazoa, Arthropoda, Arachnida, Araneae, Araneidae. The record is from RefSeq and is a predicted model, not a curated record.